GUGCUUGUUUUAAUGAACUGGAACACAAGGGGCAUUUUGGUGAAGUUCCAAGCUCCCUGUUUGACAAAACUAACUCAGGUUUAUGUUUGUGUUUUCAGGAAAAGCAAGAAGAAUGUCCCAAAAGCAUCUGAAAGAAGCCUUUAUCAGGGACUUAAAUGGAACCAGCUUGCUGGAAAUUUCUAUAGGUUUGUCUCUAGCCCCACUCUGCCUGCUCAGCAGAGGACUCCUCUUGAUUUUGUAUUACUUACACUAUGGGAAACCUCUAAGUUCCAGGCCAUACAGCCUGCUGCUGGACUUCCUUGUGCUGGUGUCUCCUCUCCUGUUCUCCUGCACAGUCUUGUCUCCAGUCAUCUUUUUCAUACCAAUUAUCAUUGCAGCCUUCUGUGCCGGAAUAUUUUCCAACAUAUACAGCCAAAGAAAGCAGGAGCCCAGGGUGGCUUUUAAGCAAAUGGUGAAAGGCUUCCAGAAGAUGUCCUUGGAUCCAGAAUACAUUCCAGCAAUAACCGUCUUCCGCGUUUAUAUCAACAUCUUGACAUCCAUCAGCAUUUUAGCAGUGGAUUUCCCGCAGUAUCCGCGGCGAUACGCCAAAACCGAGACCUAUGGAACAGGAAUUAUGGAUUUUGGGGUUGGAGCUUUUGUUUUUGGGAAUGCUCUUGUUUGUCCUGAAGUUAGACAGAAGUCUUCUGUCACACAACCAAAGUUUUCCAAUGUGGCCAGGCAGUUCUCAUCCAUUUGGCCACUGAUUUUCCUUGGCGUUGGGCGACUGCUCAGUGUUAAAUCUAUAGACUACCAUGAACAUACUUCAGAGUAUGGAGUGCACUGGAAUUUUUUCUUUACCUUAGCAUUUGUGAGGCUUGCAGCAUCUCUACUUUUGUCUGUAUUCCCCAAAUAUAACUCUUGGAUUGUUGCUGUAAAUCUCGCUGUGCUUUAUCAGCUUAUUCUGAACACUACCUCUCUGAAGAUGUUCAUCUUGCAUGGCAGCAAUGGCAGAGACACGAGGGUUGGCUUUUUAAAUGCCAACAGGGAAGGGCUGCUCUCUCUUUUUGGGUAUUUAGCUAUAUACAUGGCAAGUGUCCAGGUGGGACUAUGGCUGCUGAAGCGCAGGAGCUCGGUGAGAGGCUGGGCUGAGGCAGUGUGUCUCUUACUGCUCACAGUUCUUGUGCUCUUCCUCUUUCUUCACGUCUCACAAGUGUACGUGGAGCCCGUGUCCCGCCGGAUGGCCAACCUCUCCUACUGCAUAUGGGUGGUUGCUCACUGCCUGAUGUUCUUUAUCUGCUUAGUGGUGACUGACCUCGCAUUGGUGUUCACAAAGCUGCUUGUGAGGGGGUCCAGCGUGCCCUGUUGCUGGGAUGUUGUACAGGCCCCCAGUACCAGUAAAAAGCAUGAACUGGAGGCUGUGCCUGUCAGAAGGGAAGGCAAGCACAUGUGCCUGAUCAGUGCUAUCAAUAAAAAUCAAUUACUGUUUUUCUUGCUAGCAAAUAUUAUGACUGGUGCUGUGAAUAUUCUUAUAGAUACAAUCCACAGCAAGACUGCCUUUACAUUAUGUAUACUACACUUGUAUAUGUUUUUUAACUGUUUAGUUAUGUAUGUAAUGCAUGCCAGAAAUAUAGUGUUCAAGUUUUGGUGAUUCCACUCUGUCUUCAGUGGACUAGUUGAACUUUGCUGUAGUUGGAGGAUGGUAUUUAAAGGGGAAAAUUGGUACUUUUUCUGUACUUAUUGCAGUUAAGUUAUAAUUUAGUACAGCUUUUUAUGAUUUAGCAUUGAUUAGUUUUUCAGUGGUUUGUUUUACCAAACACAUGCAGUCAGUGCUGUUACCUGCUGGAGCUGGUACACAUUCUUCUGAACACCUAGGCUUUGAGAUUGUUUGCCAAAUACUCCUGCUGCUCCUGUAAGAACUCAUGCAGAAGAGUGAUGUUGCAUUUACAGGUAGUGAACAGUGAAGUACUGGUGGAACGAGGUAGCAAUGUAUAGAGUAGAAAUCAGAUGAGAAGUAGAAGAAUGAGUAAUUAUAGAGACUUACCUGAGUCAGGAUUUACCUAGUUGAGGCCCUUGCAUAAAUAACAGCUAAGAAUAAUUCUUGAUAUGAAAUGUAUUCAGUAAGUGGAUACUUAAAACAGUUUUGGCCCCAGUCCUGCAAAGAUUUAUGCAUAUGCUUGACUUUGAUAGCAGUAAUUGUAUGUGCAAUGUUAAUCCUAUACUGAAAUCUAAGUGAGCCUUUGAAGUAAGGCUGAGCUUUAUUUUCAUACUCACUGAUGACUAUAAACAAAGACCUCAGAUAAAGUGUGAUGCUCCAAAGGAUAAACUCAACUGCGGAUGAAUUCAUAAAGCAGUUGUUGGAAUUUGAUAAUAAGAGCAGCACAGCCUUUUGUAAGAAAGUACAAAGAUCCAAAACUAAUUCACCCCCAGCCUGCAUACCAGCGUGUUGUGACAGCUCAUCUUUAGGAACAUUGUAAACUAUGGUCUUCAGCUCUACUUUGAAAGUACUCAAAGGCCCACCUACUUGUCUAUAAAGUCAUUUUAAGCAGCAGCUCAUUUAGUACUGUGUCUUGACAGCUGAGAUGUCUUCAAGUGGGAACAUUCUGUAUUAAUUUUUAUUAGCAAACACAGUAUGCAAAUGGAAAGCAGCACGAUGCAGUGGGGCAGGGUACCAGCAGAUGUGCUCAGUUUCUGUCACAGCACCCUCUUUGUUCACUUUCCAGAGUGUGACAGUUCCUCCUGACCUUGUUAAGUUUGUUGGUAAGAGAAAUACAUUUAAACAUUGUGAGGAAUUUAAUGGGAGAUACAAAUACUUAAGAAGUAGAAUACAAGUGGUAAUUGG
Pezoporus flaviventris is the source of this 2818-nucleotide messenger RNA. It is a transcript of the gene PIGW, whose product is annotated as phosphatidylinositol glycan anchor biosynthesis class W. Gene Ontology annotation, molecular function: glucosaminyl-phosphatidylinositol O-acyltransferase activity. The transcript has a single exon. NCBI's taxonomy places the organism in Eukaryota, Metazoa, Chordata, Aves, Psittaciformes, Psittacidae. Gene Ontology annotation, biological process: protein localization to plasma membrane; GPI anchor biosynthetic process. The record is from RefSeq and is a predicted model, not a curated record. The coding region runs from base 83 to 1627 and encodes 514 amino acids. Gene Ontology annotation, cellular component: membrane; endoplasmic reticulum.